AUGUCUGAGAGGGAGAAUACCACACUUUCUAUUGUGGAGGAUGUGCCGGUACCCAAGCACCUGCUGUCGACUGCAAAAUUCAAUUCUCCAUGGGAACAAUUGAAAUGGGAGAAAUCGCUCCCCCAAAAUGAUCGCACACAAGCCCGACCCUCAUCAGCUGGCAAAACCCAGUCCGGCGGCCUGCUUAGGUCUGCUAGUCUUUCCACUCGUCGUGUUCAGAGACCUCCUCCCGCGACUCGACCGCUAAGCAAUCCUGCCGAAAUACACAGAUGGGAGAACAUCAGAAAAACCGACUUUUUAGUCCCUCCGAUCACCGACCCGGAGAGAAAUGCACCACUAUCACCGAUUAAAGAGGCCAUCCUCAGCCCUAAAGAAAGCCCAACAAGCAGUCCAGCAAGAAGUCCAGCAAGAAGUCCAACCACCUCUCACUUCAAGAGCAACCGGAAUAGCAUGUACGAGGUUUACGAAAAGGCCAAAGUGAGGGGUGUUGCUCUUCAGCGGAAACACUGGGUUCGAUUGCUGUUCGAAUAUAGUCUAUAUGCUCUCCUCAUCUUAUUUGUCUACUUUGUCCUUGUGGGUAUGCCACUAUGGAAAGGAGCCGUUUGGUGGCUCUACUGGGUUGUGAGAACCAAAUUUGUCAUUCAAGGAGGUUAUGCUAUUACCAUUGGUUUAGCUGCACUCUAUGCAUUCCUCCCUCUUCUCAUCCUAUUCGAGAAGGAUCCUCCUACAAUCGACGACAGCAACCUUGACUUGGAGAAGAACUACUCAAAUGCCAAAGAUACAGCCUUGAUUAUCCCGUGCUAUAAAUCUGCCAACAUCAUCGGGCCAACUUUGAAAGCCGCUUUGAAAGUCUUUCCCCCGCAGAACAUCUUCGUUAUCGCCAAUGGCAAUAACGAAACACCUCUCGACAACACCGAAGAAGUUUGCCAGCCUUACGGUGUGAACCACCUCUGGGUUCCUGUUGGAUCUAAGAUCGUCGCCCAAUUUGCUGGCUGCUAUGCUGCCAAGGGCUUUGAAAAUGUCCUCCUCAUCGACGACGAUUGUGCACUACCCCCCAACUUCCCCAUCGUCGCCGACCGACUGAAAGGGAGGGUCAAGUGUAUUGGAUACACGAUCAAGAGUGUUGGUCCGGAUUCAUCGAAAGGCACAUUCUGUCAACAGGCGCAAGAUCUCGAAUAUAAAAUGUCUGGUCUGCAACGGGCUUUCUUCGGAAAACUUGGCAGUGCAACGUUCCCUCACGGCGCAAUCUCAAUUUGGAACACGGAAUUUUUGAAGCAGACAUUUUAUGAGCACCCUGGAUUCUCAGUUUCCGAGGAUUGGUUCUUCGGUGAUAGUUGUCGUCGCCUUGGAGGACGCAUCACGAUGUGCUCUUCUGUUUUCGUGGAGACCGAAACUCCGACGUCUGUCUUCUUCAGUGGAAGUGGUAGUCGCGGCGGCUUUGGAGAGAUGACCAUUUUUUCCCAGCGUUUCAAGCGAUGGAACUUCUUCUUUGUCGUCGGCAUGUACUAUGAUAUCAAGUACAUCCUGACAAGCUGGAAGCUUGGCUGGUGGGAAAUCGGCGCUAAGCUCUGUGUUUUCCAAGAGGUCUAUGAAACGCUCAUCUACCUCAUGGCACCAUUCAUGCUCCCGAUCUCAUUUGUCGUUCGCCCUGAAUUCUGUGGCAUUCUUCUCGGCGCCACGAUCGGAAUGUAUAUCAUCAACGUUAUCAUCUUCAACGAGAUCCAUCUGCGAAAGAAGAAUGAGCGCAUCGGUUAUGUCGUCUUGAUUUUCUACUAUACCUUCUACAAGAUUGCACUCACCGUCAUCAAUGUGGUCAGCUGCUAUUGGUCUCUCUAUAAAUACGCACGCUAUUUCGCCAGUCGUCACCCGAAGGUCACCGAGGAUCAACAAGCGAUUGAAGUUAUCCUUAGUCUCGAGCAGGAUGUGGAAGGAUCUGUUUCCGAUGAAGAGGAAUUGUUGAGGUCUCAUUCUGAAAAUGGAAAUGCCUAUAAAAGAUUGACUCUAACAAGGACGGUGCCUGAGAGGAUGGAAGACUGGCCGUUGAGACCAGAGAUGGAGCAAACGGGGGAUUAUAGCUUCCAUUCACCUUCUUGGAUAUAG
Penicillium atrosanguineum is the source of this 2100-nucleotide messenger RNA. Its product is annotated as salicylate hydroxylase. Lineage: Eukaryota; Fungi; Ascomycota; Eurotiomycetes; Eurotiales; Aspergillaceae. The record is from RefSeq and is a predicted model, not a curated record. The transcript is spliced from 3 exons. The coding region runs from base 1 to 2100 and encodes 699 amino acids.